AUGUGGGACAAAUUGGAAGUUACCUAUGAAGGUACUGAAAAAGUCAAAGAAACUAUCAUUUCUCUGUUAGUAUACAAAUAUGAACUAUUCCAAAUGAAGGAAGGAGAAACUAUUGAAAGCAUGUUCGCACAACUUAGUAAGAUCAUUGGUGAACUAAAAGCUUCAGGAAAGACUUAUCCUCAAAUUGAGCAUAUACGGAGGGUUCUCAGAAGCUUACCAUCUCAAUGGAAUGCCAAGGUAGUUGCACUUGAAUGCAUGAAUCUCAAUACUAUAACCUAUGAAGAGAAACAACAGAAGAGGAAGAAACUCUGGAUGAGUGGAAAUCAAAAGAACAGGGCACUAAGCAGCUGGAGUAAUGAAGACAACCCUAAACAUGAAAAUGAAGAAAUUGGAAAUAUUUGCUUCAUGGCAAUUGGAGAAUCAAGCACUAAGGAACUCAGCAAAAAAGCAAAAGGAAAAUGGUAUUUGGAUAGUGGAUGUUCAAAUCACAUUACAGGAGAUAAGAAUCUAUUUAAAUCUGUUACUGAAUAUAAAAGAGGAAACAUUCAAUUUGGUGACAACUCAAAAGGAACUGUAAUUGGUAUUGGAACAAUCUGUUUCAAUGAAUCAUGUGAUCUCACAAAUGAUACUCUCAAAAACUUUGAGUUCUUUUGUGAAAAAUUUCAACGAGACAAAGGAUACAACAUUACCUCAAUAAGAAGUGAUCACGGAGGAGAAUUUGAGAACAAGUUGUUUGAAGACUUCUGUAAUGAAAAUGGUUGGAAAUACAACAUUGGUAAGUUUGAUGCACGAAGCGAUGAAGGUAUAUUUCUUGGUUAUUCUAAACCUAGCAUAUCUUACAGAAAUUUUAAUAACCGAACUUUAAGCAUUGAAGAAUCUAUUCAUGUUGAGUUUGAUGAUUCUAGUAAAUCUAUUGAGAUUAGAUCUAGUACAGAUGAGGAAGAUAAUCAAAUUAUGAUAUCAACCCAAAAGGAACUAAAUAGCUUAGAAGAGUUGACUGCUGAAGAAACUCCUAUCAAACCAAUAAAUGAAACAGUUCCAAAUGAAUGGAAAAGUGAGCCAAAUUAUACAAAGAAGUUUAUCAUUGGAGAUCUCAAUGAAGGAAUGAAGACUAGAGCAUCGAGAAGAAAUGAAGCAAAGGUUGCUCUCAUCUCUCAGCUAGAACCUAAGAAGAUAAAUCAGGCUUUUACUAAUAAACACUGGGUAAAAGUUAUUAAAGAAGAACUGGAUCAAUUUGACAAAAAUCAGGUGACAAAGACGACAGAAAAAGCACCAGUGGUACAUGCCAAAUUCUUGGAAAAUCUCUACUUUCCUGGAAUAGAGUUUUGUAUAUCUUUCAACCAUAGAGUCAGAAUAUACAGCGAUAAGUUAAUGUUGUGCACAAAUUCUAUGGAUGUUACAUCUAUUAAGUGA
Solanum tuberosum (potato) is the source of this 1413-nucleotide messenger RNA. RefSeq lists its product as uncharacterized. Bases 1 to 1413 code for a protein of 470 amino acids. The transcript has 7 exons. Lineage: Eukaryota; Viridiplantae; Streptophyta; Magnoliopsida; Solanales; Solanaceae. Gene Ontology annotation, molecular function: nucleic acid binding. The record is from RefSeq and is a predicted model, not a curated record.